Eptesicus fuscus (big brown bat) is the source of this 1229-nucleotide messenger RNA. It is a transcript of the gene NUDT6, whose product is annotated as nudix hydrolase 6. The coding region runs from base 25 to 966 and encodes 313 amino acids. Lineage: Eukaryota; Metazoa; Chordata; Mammalia; Chiroptera; Vespertilionidae. Gene Ontology annotation, molecular function: NAD binding; NADH pyrophosphatase activity; ADP-ribose diphosphatase activity. The transcript is spliced from 5 exons. The record is from RefSeq and is a predicted model, not a curated record.
CGGCGGGCCGGGGCCGGCACGGGGAUGUUGCCUCUGCGGAGCGGGGGCUACCUGCGCGCGGUGCUGGCCCGGGCCCGGGGCGCCAAGCUCUCAGCUGCGCCCCGCAGGGCCUCGGGCGGCUUACGUGGUGCGCGGGAUUCCCCCGCCGAAGCCGGCUGGCUGCGGGGCGAAGUGGACAGGUUCGGGGGCGUCUCGGUGCGGCUGGGCGCUCUGGACCGCCUGGACGCCGCCACCUUCCAGCGGGGCCUACAUGCUGCAAUACAGCAGUGGCGAUCGGAAGGCAGAGCCGCGGUCUGGCUGCACGUGCCCAUCCUGCAGAGCCGACUUAUUGCCCCGGCCGCCGCGCUGGGCUUCAGCUUUCACCACGCAGAAGCGGACUCAUCCACGCUGACCCUGUGGCUGGGACACGGGCCCAGCAGGCUCCCAGGGUAUGCGACACAUCAAGUGGGAGUUGCAGGAGCUGUAUUUGAUGAAAGUACUAGAAAAAUAUUGGUUGUCCAAGAUCGAAAUAAAUUGAAAAACAUGUGGAAGUUCCCAGGAGGCCUUUCGGAGCCUGGAGAAGAUAUCGGAGACACAGCAGUUCGAGAAGUUUUUGAAGAAACUGGUAUACGAUCAGAAUUCAGGUCCCUCCUGAGCAUUCGGCAGCAGCACAGCCACCCCGGGGCUUUCGGGAAGUCGGACAUGUACAUCAUCUGCCGCCUAAAGCCUCGUUCCUUCACCAUCGAGCUGUGCCCGCACGAGUGCCUGCGGUGCGAGUGGAUGGACCUCACCGACCUGGCCAAGGCCGCCAACACCACGCCCGUCACCAGCAGGGCCGCGCGGCUGCUGCUGUACGGGCACAGGGAAGGCUUCGAGAAGAUUGACCUGACCAUGGACCAGCUCCCAGCUGUUUACACGGGCUUGUUCUACAAACUCUAUCACAGGCAACUGCCAGACAGUUACAAAAUGAUGACGGGAGUGGAUUAAAUCGUAUUUACACGUGUAGAAAUCUUUAGUAAAUUGUACAUGUAGAUCAGUGUGUGCCAUAUUCUAAGAAUGGUGCACAUUUUGGGUUCACUAAAUCUGACUUUAAUUUUCUAAUGUGUAUGGUUUCCGUGAAGAAAUUUGCAAGUGCACACAUUUUUAAAGCCUCUUUUCGAAUGGAGUGGAUGUAUGGAAAGAUUGUAGCUCUAAGUAAGCGUCACUGGGUAAAGGCAAAUGCUAUAUAAAAGGUGGAAAUUUAUACAUUU